Molecule: messenger RNA, 820 nt
Organism: Bemisia tabaci
Lineage: Eukaryota; Metazoa; Arthropoda; Insecta; Hemiptera; Aleyrodidae
Source: RefSeq, a predicted model, not a curated record
UCGAUGACUUGUCAACAAACUAACCUUAACUAGCUUCAACAUAAAAAUGCGUUCAUUUUCAAACUGUUUCUUAUUUCGCCGACUUCUACCUUAAAUUAACUUCAUUUUAAAUUCACGCAUUCAUGUAGCAGAUGUCUUAUCUUUCUUUCGACUUCUUAAAGCGACCAAACAUGGUGGACCCAAUCGAGCACGGCGAGCAGCUGGUGGAGCGGAUACACGAUGACAUCACCAACAACUCCUUCUACCACAUCACUGCAACCGGCGUCGUACCAAUCGACGACCCCAGUGACGUCAUGGACGUCGACCACCCCCGUGACGUCAUCCGGAGACGGGUCGUGGUGGAGUGGGAACAACGUCGAUACGAUGACGAGUGCCGAGACCGCGACUCCUGCAACGACCACGACGGAAAUGACGUCACCGAUGACGUCAUCAACAACGACAGAAACGGCAACAUCUGCGACUACACCACAGCCAAACUACGCCCAGAACGGGGGCUACUACUACCAAUACCUGGACGCGAGCGGCUACCCGCGCAUAGAACAGGGAUACUACAAGAGAGUCAAGGGACAACUGGUCUUAGUGAAACAAGGAGGCUACACGGUGCUCUACCCGGACAACCGACUUCAUUGGAUCAGCUACAUCGCCGAUGAAUACGGUUUCAGAACGAAAGACUAUAUUUUCUACGAAAUGUAACAUGAUGUGACAUAGUCGGGGAGAAAACAUAAGGCAGAGGCGGUUUCACAAGUUGGAAACACCAUUAUCCUCCAUUCAAAUCCGUUUCAAAUAUCGAUAUUUUUAAAUACAUUUAAAAAGAGGAAAA